UACGUAAUGUAAUGUACUAUAUAUCUAUGUGUAUAUAAUCAUAGACUUUUCGCGAAAGGAAAGAGUCAAAAAUUAAAAAAAUUAAAAAAAAAAGAAUUUGGAUGAUUUUAAAAGCAAAAUCAUUUAUAUAAAUUAUAUUUGCUUAUAGUAGUAUGUAUUGAUGUAAAAAUCCCCGCGUUUCCUCCAAAUCUCCCUCCCCCUCUUCAUCGCUCUCUCUCUCUCUCUCUCUCUCUAACAGCCAACAGGGUCAUCAAUGGCAUCAAUCUACAACUGCAUCGAAUGCGGAAACAACCUCAACCUCCACACCAACCACCUCUACCCACCGGACUUCUACUUCGAGGCCGGCAACAAAGGCACCCUCUCCUUCGCCGUCGUCGACGCCACCAAAUUCAACUUCGAGAAAGAGGACAAGAUCAUGCCCUUCUUCGAAACCCUCAAUUACUGGGGGAUCCAGCGGAAGAGGGUCAAGAUCAAGUGCAGCUGCUGCGGCCGCCUCGUGGGUUACGUGUACGACGAUGGCCCUCCGUUGACGGAUUCCCCUGGGCAGUUCCAUUUUGGCCCCAGUCAAGUCGUCCCUAGGGCUCCGAGGUAUCGAUUCAAGAAUAAGGCUCUUCGGAUCACUCACGAAACUUGACCAAUUUUCAUGAAUCUGUACUGGGUUUGGCUUCGAUUGACAGGAUUUGGUGGGUAUGGCAAUUAUACGCUUAUCUCUUUGUAAAAUAAUAUAUAUGUGCGUGUAUGAUGAUGUUGAAUGAAGUGCUUUUGCACCUGGUUGAGACUUCCAA
Rhododendron vialii is the source of this 785-nucleotide messenger RNA. RefSeq lists its product as uncharacterized. The record is from RefSeq and is a predicted model, not a curated record. The coding region runs from base 254 to 634 and encodes 126 amino acids. The transcript has a single exon. Lineage: Eukaryota; Viridiplantae; Streptophyta; Magnoliopsida; Ericales; Ericaceae.